UUAGCCGCUUGUGUAAGCGGGAAACCGGCUUUUCGCGGUAUAAUUUCACAAAUAAUUAACGUAUGGCCUUUAUUUUAUAAUUUCUUUGUGAAACGCGUGACGUAUGGUUUGAUUUUGAACUGUUGUAGCCAAAAGUACGACAGUGACAAAGCUCGUAACAAGCCGUCCUGGCUGGAAUUUCUUCCCGACGGCCCUUAUGCUAACACUUUAGGCUAGCUUGUUGGACCCUCACGUUAGCUAACGAGACGUAGUUGAUAAUGCGUUAGAUAGAACAGAGAUUAUAUAGCACUGAGUGGAAAAAGACAAAGGGCUACCGUUUUUUUUUUGACACAAACACAUAAUCACAGCUGAAAUGAGUUUUUUCAACUUGGACCGUUUUCGUUUCGAGAAGAAAGCAGCCAACAAAGAAUCAGUUUGCGUCUCAAAAAGUCCGGAUUCUGAAAAGGAGAACAAACCAGCUCAAGUCAAAUCUCAUAAAUCCACCACAAAGUCCCACGCACGAGGAGUGGUUUUUGAAGAAGAAAUAUCUGUAGAUUUGGAGGAGGAUGAGUUUGUGGCUGAGUCAAACACAAAAGAUAGGAGCCCUUUGCAGAACCCAGCCAAUGACACAGAUGAUGAGGAAAUAGAUGAGAAAAUAAGCAAACUACUGGAAUUGUUUCCUCAGUUGUCUAGAACUGAUGCACUGGAGGUCACUGGGAGUACAAGUACCUUGGAAGGCGCUAUAGCUGUCUGCCUUGUCAGAUUUGGUGACAAAGCAGCACCAAGUGAAGGCAGGAAGAGAAAGCAGGACGAAUCUAGCUGUUCUCAGGACAGUGGUGAUGUUCACCAGAGUAAAAAAAGGAAAUCAUCUGUGGUGUCUGAUGAAGAAGAUGAUGAAGGGAGAGAACCAAGCUGGGAGAAGCAGGAGGUCAUGGUGAAAAGACUUCAGAAGAGGUUUCCCGACCAGGACAAGGAGGAGCUGAGGAUGGUGCUUCAGGAACAUGACUGGGAUGUGGAAGAAGCUCUGCAGGUUCUCCAGAUGUUCUCUGAGUCAGAUAACAGCGGUUGUAACUUAGUUAUUCCAAAAAAGCAAAAAUCAAAAGGCAAAGGGGUGUCAACCAUGGGCAACUCAGACAAAAACAUUGAAACAGAUGGGAACAGUACAGAUGAUACAGAUAAUAGUAGUUCCAAUUCUGAUUUAGAAGAAUCCAAACACAAAAGGAAACCAAAGUCAAUUAAAGAAUACAUGGAAUCAAAGGACACAACAUGUAAUGAUAAAAGUAUUGAAAAGACAGAUGGGACUAGUACAGAUGGUACAAAGGACAGUGAAGACGAGUCUGAUACAGAGUACGACAAAAGCUCCAAAAUAAAAGGGGGCAUUUACACUCUGGACCCAAGGCUGUUGUCUUCUUCGUCUUCUGCUAAGCGUACCUCUACCUAUGCCACCACGAUGCCUUCAUCUUCCUCCUCAGCCUCCCAGGCUGUGUCCAAAUUUUCUAGUGAUACUGGCAAUGCUAAAAAGCAGGCAGUGGAAAGAAAGAAAAAAGCGAGGGCCUCCAAUGAGGAAGUCAGUUCUGAUGACGAAGAGGAUAUCCUAACAAGCGACUAUGAGGAUUCAGAUGACGAGCUUGAGGGUGACGAUGAAAAGAUGGAUGUAAAAAAAGAGAUAGUUGCAUUUUUCCAGAAUGCUACAAUAGAUGAGCUUUCUCUGAUUGCUGGAUGCUCUGUGAAAAAGGCCCAGAGGAUAGUGGAGCUCCGACCCUAUGACAGCUGGGAAUCCCUGUGGGAUGUCUUUCAUAAAGGAAAUGGACUCUCUGAUGAUUUACUGCAUGGCUGCAGAGUCGUCCUCAAAGAGAGGAAGGUCAUCCUUGGACUCAUGUCCAAAUGUCAAACUAUUUCUUCAAAAAUGGUUAAGCAGGUCACUCAAGUGAUGGAGAGAGGAACUGGUUCCACAAAACAGCCUAGUUUACUCAAUAGCCAGCUGCAUCUUAAACCGUAUCAGCUGAUUGGUCUAAAGUGGCUCAUGCUUCUCAACGAGCACAAAUUGAGCGGGAUCCUCGCUGAUGAAAUGGGUUUGGGGAAAACCAUCCAGGCUAUAGCUUUUCUGGCUCAGCUGUAUGAAAAUGGAAUAGAAGGUCCUCAUCUCAUCACUGUGCCUUCCUCCACACUAGAUAAUUGGGUCAGAGAGCUGAGGCUGUGGUGUCCAGCUCUUCAAGUGCUUAUUUAUUAUGGAUCUGUGGAAGAGCGCCGCUACCUCAAACAUGACAUCCUCAACGGUGAUGUUGAUUUCAAUGUCAUUGUCACAACGUAUAACUUGGCAAUAGGAAAUGACAACGAUCGAAGCCUUUUUCGUAAGCUGCCUCUCAAGUAUGCCAUCUUUGAUGAGGGCCACAUGUUAAAGAACAUGAACAGUCUGCGCUACCGCCACCUAAUGUCCAUCAAUGCUGAACAUUUCAACUGUGACUACGAGAACUUCAGAUUCAUUGUCUAUGAAGCUUGCAUUCUUCUCUCUAAUGUCCACACAAAAUCUCAUGAUGAGCAAAGCCGAUUUGAAAGGGAACGAAUUACUCAGGCCAAACUCAUCAUGAAACCCUUUAUCCUACGACGGGUCAAAACUGAGGUGCUCAAGCAGCUGCCAGCCAAAGAAGAGAAGAUUGAGUUUUGCUCAAUGAGUGAGAAACAGCAGACUCUCUAUGAGGCCCUCUUUAAAAAACUAAAGAAUACUACUAAUGGAGAGAAGCGUGAGCUGUGCAAUGUUAUGAUGCAAUUGAGGAAGAUGGCCAACCAUCCUCUUCUUCACAGACAGUACUACACCACAGAAAAGCUUCAGGCUAUGAGCCAACUUAUGCUCAAGGAGCCAACCCACCACGAUGCCGUCCCCGCUCUUAUCCAGGAAGACAUGGAAGUCAUGUCAGACUUUGAGCUCCAUCGUCUUUGUCAGCAAUACUCAUCCAUCAGCUCUUUCCAGCUUGACAACAGCCUUCUACUUGACUCAGGGAAGUUCCACCACCUAAAAGAGCUGCUGGUAUCCCUAAAAAAACAGGGAGACAGAGUGGUGUUAUUCAGUCAGUUUACCAUGAUGCUAGACAUCCUGGAAGUGUUCCUCAAACAUCAUCAUCAUCGCUAUGUCAGGCUGGAUGGAUCCACUCCCAUCGCUGACAGGAUUGUUUUGAUUGAUGAGUACAACACAGACCCUGACAUAUUCGUGUUCUUGUUAUCAACUCGUGCCGGAGGGCUGGGCAUCAACCUCACCUCUGCUAAUGUUGUCAUCCUGCAUGAUAUUGACUUCAACCCCUACAACGACAAACAGGCAGAGGACAGAUGCCACCGCGUCGGCCAGACCAGGACUGUACAGGUGAUAAAGCUGAUCAGUAAGGACAGCAUAGAGGACUGCAUCCUGCAGCUCGGUCACAAGAAGCUGAAGCUAGAACAAGACAUGACGACUGCUGACCAAGAUGGUGAAGGGACCGUACCUGAAGAUAUGGCAACUUUGCUCAAAGCCUCUCUGGGACUGUGAAACACAAACACAUCAACCUUGAAACUUGACUGAACUGAAAGGCUUAAGAUUUUUGGCAGUUUGAUGCAAACAAUAUGCUGCCAUUAAAUGAGCCCUGCAGCCUGGUAACUGUGCCUAAAACACCAUUUUUACCUGCAGUCUUUUCCAUGUUUUAACAGCCUUUUGAUUACAAAGCACUGUAUGCGUUACCUAUUUAAGCAAGCCAAGCAAAACUUGCAGUUCUUCAGUUUGACAUAAGCCCGUCAUUAUUCAUUCAAAAAAGAUCAUUUUGCACCUUUUUUGACCAAAACUGUUAAAUAUUGAAACAUUAACUAAAAAUUACCAUCAACUGUUAAGAUUCCCCCCCUUUUUUUCUGAGCGGUAAAUGCUUGAGCAAGCUGGAUGUUUUAAUAAGUUUUAAUAAGCUUUUUUAAGCAUGCUGCUCGUACUUUAAGUAUUUUCAGCCAGGAAACACUUAUGCUUUCACAAGGCAGCUGUCUGUGUACUGUAUUAGGGGCCAAUGUGUUGUAAGUGUACACUUGUUACUGUACAAAUCAUUUCCUAAACUGUUUGUAUGUUUCCAGGUUCGUGUUUGAACAUAUGAUACAUUUUCAAAUAAAUAUUUGUCCUUCUA
Molecule: messenger RNA, 4109 nt
Organism: Cyprinodon variegatus (sheepshead minnow)
Lineage: Eukaryota; Metazoa; Chordata; Actinopteri; Cyprinodontiformes; Cyprinodontidae
Gene: smarcad1a
Product: SWI/SNF-related, matrix-associated actin-dependent regulator of chromatin, subfamily a, containing DEAD/H box 1
Exons: 25
Coding region: 353-3496 (1047 amino acids)
Cellular component (GO): nucleus
Molecular function (GO): ubiquitin binding; ATP-dependent chromatin remodeler activity; ATP binding
Source: RefSeq, a predicted model, not a curated record